Trifolium pratense (red clover) is the source of this 1187-nucleotide messenger RNA. RefSeq names its product calcineurin B-like protein 3. The transcript has 10 exons. Gene Ontology annotation, molecular function: calcium ion binding; kinase binding. NCBI's taxonomy places the organism in Eukaryota, Viridiplantae, Streptophyta, Magnoliopsida, Fabales, Fabaceae. The coding region runs from base 360 to 1040 and encodes 226 amino acids. Gene Ontology annotation, biological process: calcium-mediated signaling. The record is from RefSeq and is a predicted model, not a curated record.
AUAAUUGAUUAUAAAUAAUGAUAUGUGUCAGCAUUGAUUUGGUUCCAACUUGUACCCUCAUCUGUCAUCACAUCAUCAUCACUUUCGCCACCUUCACUCACUCGAUUCGAUUUUCUGCAACCACCGUUAGUUUCAUACACAACACAACCCUUCUCUUCUUCACCAAAAACCCCUUUUCUCAAUUCAUUCCCCUAAGCUUCAAAAAUCUCUCUUUUUUCGCUGAUCCUUUAACUUCAAGGCUUUGUUGCUGUUGGUGCCUUCGAGUUUUGCAGAUCCCGGCAUUUGGGAUUGGCCAGCUGAAAUUGGAAAUGGUUAAAAGUUAUGGAGUUUUCCGAUUUUGAGCUGCAAGAGAUAUUAUCAUGUUGCAGUGCAUAGAGGGAAUUAAGCAUUUGUGUGCUCCUCUAUUGCGGUGUUGUGACCUUGAUUUAUAUAAGCAGACAACAGGCCUUGACGAUCCUGAAAUCCUCGCGAGGGAGACAGUGUUUAGUGUAAGUGAAAUUGAAGCACUUUAUGAGCUCUUUAAAAAGAUCAGUAGUGCUGUGAUUGACGAUGGGCUGAUCAACAAGGAAGAGUUUCAAUUGGCAUUAUUCAAGACUAAUAAAAAAGAGAGUUUGUUUGCUGAUCGGGUAUUUGAUUUGUUUGACACAAAGCACAAUGGGAUACUUGGUUUUGAAGAGUUUGCUCGUGCUCUCUCCGUUUUCCACCCAAAUGCCCCUAUUGAUGAAAAGAUCGAGUUUUCCUUUCAAUUGUAUGAUCUCAAGCAGCAGGGUUUUAUUGAAAGGCAAGAGGUGAAGCAAAUGGUAGUUGCUACACUUGCUGAAUCUGGAAUGAACCUAUCAGAUGAUGUUAUAGAGAGUAUAAUCGACAAGACAUUUGAGGAAGCUGAUACAAAGCAUGAUGGCAAGAUUGACAAGGAGGAAUGGAGAAACCUUGUUAUGCGCCAUCCAUCACUUCUGAAGAACAUGACCCUUCAAUAUCUAAGGGACAUCACCACAACAUUCCCAAGCUUUGUAUUCCAUUCACAAGUAGACGAUACUUGAAGCUUAAGAUUUUUUUUUGAGAGAUUAAGUUUAUUUACUUGGUCAUAUUUCCUGUGGUUUCAUUUAUGUAAAAAAGGAUAAUGCAGAGAGAAAUUUGCCAUACAUUUGUUACUUUUCUUUCAUGAUGAUAUUUGGUUUUGGUGUUAA